AUGGAUUCGCCAGACGCGACAAAUUCGAACAGCAAGGAGAUACUAGAGAGGACCGCAACACACGAAUCGUACACCUUCCAAGGCGCGAGAGGAUGGCGGAGAUGGCGCAUUCUCCAACCUGGUCGCGGCAUGUAUCACGAUGUCAAGAGGAGACUACCUUAUUACUGGAGCGACAUAACCGAUGCGCUCACGUACAGGGCUUUCGCCAGUACAGUUCGCAUGUACUUCGUAAACGUAUUACCUGCCAUUGCGUUCACGCUCGACAUGUACCGUCGAACGGGCGGGUUCUUUGGCAUCAAUGAAGCCCUCUUUUCGUCCGCAUUAGCAGCCAUGGUGUUUAGUUUGCUCGCGUGCCAACCCCUCACCAUCGUAGGAGUCACUGGUCUGAUCGCGCUCUUCAACUACACCAUCUACGACAUUGUUACCCAAUAUGACCCUUCCAUUUAUCCAGCAUUUACCGCCUGGGUUGGAAUUUGGGCUGCCAUCUUUCAUUGGAUCGUAGCCUUCGGAAACUUCAGCGACUACAUGGCCUAUGUCACUGACUUCUCGAGUGAGACGUUCGGCAUGUAUGUUGGAAUUAUCUACUGUGUUAAGGGUGUUGAGGAGCUAGUAUAUCUGUUCCAAGAAUCCGGGUUUGACGGUGGCUACCUCUCCAUCGUCAUUGCGAUAUGUUACUUCGGCUCUGUCUACGGCCUCGAGAAGCUUGGUAACAGUACGGUGUUUACCCCAGGCAUUCGUAGCAUUAUCGCCGAUUACUCCUUCGUCUUCCCUACCCUGUUUUGGGUCGGUUUCUCGCAUAUUCCUGGACGUCUGGAGGAGACUGGGCUAUACCGAGUGCCUAUCGGCAAGGCCUUUGCACCGACGCAGGAUAGAAACUGGGUAAUCGACUUCUGGAAUCUUGACGUCAAGUGGGUAUUUGUGGCUUUGCCAUUUGGCUUCUUGAUGAUGCUGUUGUUCUACUACGACCACAAUGUGUCAUCACUCACAGCACAGGCCCGCCAGUACCCUCUCAAAAAGCCCGCUGGUUUUCACUGGGACUUCUUCCUUCUCGGCUGCACAUGCUUUGUUGGUGGCGUCAUCGGCCUUCCACUUCCCAACGGCCUGGUUCCGCAAGCACCCGUACACACAGACUCUUUGACCGUUUACGAAACUAGGCUGGAGAUCACCAAAACGGAAGACGGUGGUGAGAUCCGCAAGCCAUUUGUCAAGGCUACUGCUGUUGUCGAGCAGCGUAUCAGUCAUUUCUUGAUGGGUAUGGCCAUCUGGGGUACCAUGACCGGUCCCUUACUUAUCGUACUACACACUAUGCCCGCAGCAGUCUUUGCUGGCGUGUUCUUCGUCGUCGGUUGGGGCUCCAUAGAAUCCAACGGCAUUGUCAGCAAGGCGCUCUACCUCGUGUCAGAGAAACGCUUUAUCCAGCGCGAUAACCCGCUCAACCGCGUCUCACGCAACAAGAUUCGGCUUUUCAUCGGUCUUCAGAUUCUUGGUGUCGCAUGCACAGUCGCCAUUUCGCAAACCAUCGCCGCUAUCGGCUUUCCGGUCCUCAUCAUCGCCCUCAUCCCGCUACGCACAUUCUUGAUGCCGAAAUGGUUCACAGCACACGAGUUGGACGUAUUGGACGCCCUGACGGCAGACAACCCGUCUGUAUUGGUCAGCUUUGGCGGAACACCGAGUGGCAUGCAGGCUGGAGGUCCUAUGGAGGGCGGUGCUGGUGGUCCCCGAGACGAGGAAGAGGCUGCGCACCCGCACUCUGCCAUGCGUCAACGGGCAGGUAGUCUUCACCGAGAGGACUAG
Alternaria incomplexa is the source of this 1794-nucleotide messenger RNA. RefSeq lists its product as uncharacterized. Gene Ontology annotation, cellular component: plasma membrane. The record is from RefSeq and is a predicted model, not a curated record. The transcript has 5 exons. Lineage: Eukaryota; Fungi; Ascomycota; Dothideomycetes; Pleosporales; Pleosporaceae. Gene Ontology annotation, biological process: transmembrane transport; monoatomic anion transport; monoatomic ion homeostasis. Bases 1 to 1794 code for a protein of 597 amino acids. Gene Ontology annotation, molecular function: solute:inorganic anion antiporter activity.